Molecule: messenger RNA, 5349 nt
Organism: Erythranthe guttata (spotted monkey flower)
Lineage: Eukaryota; Viridiplantae; Streptophyta; Magnoliopsida; Lamiales; Phrymaceae
Source: RefSeq, a predicted model, not a curated record
AUGACUCGUAUUCCAAAAGAAUUAGAUGCAGCAGCUCGCGAUACGCCCACUGCCGAUCCGUCCUCUGUCUUGAAGGACAAGUCAGGGUGCAGCUUGGUUACGCCUGGAAAGGAGAGUCGGAUUCCGUUCGUCGCGGGUAGCCCCUCUUUCGAAUUCCAGAGUGGUGAAGCUGCUUCAAGAAAACCAGUCACGGCCCCGACUCAAACCCCCAAUGAGCGUACAUACACCAGAGACGAGGUGGAGACCAUGAUCACCGCAGCCAUUCGGAACUACACUCAAACCUUACCCCAGGAUAACCGGCCUAGAAGAGACCUUAAGCGUUCCCCGAAUGAAGGACGGGCUGAGGAUGAAUGCGACAGCUAUUCUGAGAAUCGAGAAGGCAACAGUCAUGGCAUCAGGACGGAGGUUGAUAGCCUGAGGCGCGAUAUGGAUGAGUUAAAAGCUCUGCGGAACGGACCAACACGAGAUCUCGCAGGAUCUAGCCCCUUCGCCAGGCAUCUCGAUAACGACCCCAUACCAGCUAAUUACCGACCAAUUCUGUUCGAAUAUAACGGCACGUCAGAUCCAGCCGAGCACUUGAGUCGGUUCAACAACACAGCAUCGCUCCACCAGCUCACGGAGGGGGUGAAGUGCCGCGCCUUCGUCACCACUUUAGCUGGGCCGGCUCAAGCCUGGUUCGGUUUGUUGCUGCCUGGGAGUAUACAUUCCUUUGGACAGUUUGCUAAGGCCUUCAUGAAUCAAUUCGCUAGCUCGAAGAAGUGCAAAAAAACCUCGCUGUCGCUGUUCAGCAUCCGCCAGAAAGAGAAAGAAAGUUUGCGGAACUAUAUCAAACGGUUCACUUCGGCCAUGCUGGAGGUCCCCACCACGAGCGACGAGGUGCUUAUGGCAGCUCUUUCACAAGGAUUAAGGGAUGAUGAGUUCUUUCGAGCCCUGGCGCUGGAACCCUCACCUGAUUUCGACAAUUUGUUGGAAAGAGCAUCCAGAUUCAUCAAUCUUGAAGAAGCCCGACAACAGAAAGUAGAGGAAUCUCACCAGACGCUGAAUGCGCGAGCCAACGAAGCCAGGAAAAGUAAGGAGCCCAUGUUGCCCCGAAGAGAUGCAAUACCCGGCGUUGGCACUGGUCGAGGCACCGUCUCGGAUGCCAAGGGGUCCCGAUAUCAGUCGUACCAGCCUCUCACGGCACCCUUAUCCCAAGUGUUAUGCGCAAACGAGAAGAGGCCUGACUUGCGUUGGCCUCGGACUGCCCGAGAAGAGCCUCGCCGAAAUCCCGCAUUAGGUAGCUUUUGUCGUUUCCAUAACGAAUACGGACACAUGACGGAUGAUUGUUCACAUUUGAAAGAUGAGGUGGAGCGUCUUAUCAGAGAUAACAAAAUCGGGGACUUUGUGAAGAUAGACCCUCCCCGAGGGCAAAAGCGCGAAGCUCAAUUCGGAAAUCCUGCACGAGUCCCGCCUCCGCCACCGAUACCCAAACGAGGGUACAUCCAGAUGAUUUCGGGAGGACCUACGGGAGGGGACACUCACCGAGCUAGGCGGCGUCAUCUCGGUAACCUCAAGAAUAACCAUGAAAUCUGCCAAAUCUCUGCACCGAAGCGCCGUCAGUAUCCCACCAUCUCGUUCGGACCCGAGGAUGAAGCAGAUCUCGAUGAUUUUCAUUGCGAUCCCCUCCUUAUCACAAUCAACGUCGGAGGGUACGAUGUAGCCCACGCCUUUGUCGAUUCGGGGAGCUCGGUUGAUGUCAUAUCUUACGAAUGCUUCCUACAAAUGGAACUCGAUCUCCCAAUCUUCCCUGUCACCACCCCGAUAUUUGGAUUCACGGGAGGAUCCUUGACUCCGAUCGGACAGGUCAAGAUCCCCGUCACCAUGGGAACACCGCCUCGAGCACGUACACAAACUGUCAACUUUGUCAUUGUCGAGGGGUCCACUACCUCGUACAACAUCGUGAUAGGGCGGCCGAUGAUGCACAUCUUCCGGGCGAUUCCCUCAACUAUUCACCAAAAGCUCAAAUUUCCAGUUGACGGAGUAAUAGGAGAAGUCCGUGGUGAUCAAGCUCAGUCACGAUCUUGUUACGUAGAAAUGGUCAAAGUGGCGGAAAAAAGACGACGUGAUACCUUCACUAAAGAAGAUCUGGGAGACGAGAAACGCCCUCGGAUUGACCCGGAAGACAAAGUCGCUCAUGUACAGCCCAUGGACGAGUUGAUGACAAUUGACCUUGGCCCUGGCACGUCGAAGCAGACCCAGAUAAGCAAAGACCUGGAACCACCCUUUCGAGAUGAGUUGAUAGCAUUAUUGCGAUCUAAUGUAGACGUCUUCGCAUGGCAGCCCAGCGACCUGACUGGUAUCGCACCUCGCACCGCUGUACAUAGGCUCAAUCUGCGACCCGAGUGCAAACCUAUCAAACAAAAGCGACGACACUUCGGCAUUGAAAAGGACGAAAUUAUCAAACAAGAAGUCCAACGACUUCUCGAUAUUGGGCAUAUUAGGGAAAUCCAAUUCCCCACCUGGUUAUCCAAUGCGGUGUUGGUGCAAAAGACUAAUGGACAGUGGCGGAUGUGCAUCGAUUUUCGGGACUUAAACAAGGCCUGCCCGAAAGAUGACUAUCCCUUACCCCGCAUAGACCAGCUCGUAGACGCUACCGCCGGAUGUGAGCUACUCAGCAUGAUGGACGCUUCGCAAGGAUACCACCAGAUCCCGUUGGAGGAAAGGGACCAACCUGCAGUGAGCUUUAUCACAGCCACGGGCACUUAUUGUUAUGUGGUGAUGCCUUUUGGCCUGAAAAAUGCGGGAGCUACGUAUCAAAGGCUAAUGGACAGGAUGUUUCGGGCUCAACUCGGGCGCAAUAUCGAAGUUUACGUCGACGACAUGCUGGUCAAAAGCAAAAAGUGCUCCACGCACCUUGCUGACUUGGCUGAGACAUUUGCCACCCUUCGCCUUUAUGGGAUGAAGUUGAACCCGGCAAAAUGUGCAUUCGCAGUAAGGGCUGGAAAAUUCCUCGGGUAUGUAGUUAAUCGAGAAGGUAUCAAGGUGAACCAAGAUAAAGUCGAGGCGGUACUCCGAAUGACUCCUCCUCGGUCUAUCAAAGAAGUUCAGUCCUUAGCAGGUAAAGUGGUGGCUUUGGCUCGAUUCAUAUCGCGAAUGGCUGAUAAAAGUCUGCCUUUCUUCAAAGUCUUGAGAAAAGCGGCACAGUUCGAAUGGACCGAAGAAUGCCAACUCGCGUUCGAGGCGCUAAAAGUUUCGUUAACUCGCCUGCCCAUCCUUAGCACCCCUGAGAAAGGUGAAACCUUAUUCGUAUAUCUAUCGGUGGGAGACGAAUCGAUUAGUUCGGUCUUGUUCAAAGAAGUAAGUGGUCAACAACGACCGAUCUAUUACAUCAGCAAGAUCCUCACUAACUCGGAGAUUAGGUAUUCAGAAGUUGAGAAAAUAGCAUACGCGUUGGUCCUCACUACGCGGCGAAUCCGGCCUUAUUUCUUAUCUCACACAAUGGUAAUCCGUACGAGCUUACCACUCCGUCAAACUCUAGGCCAGCCUACGGCAUCGGGACGAAUUGUUAAAUGGGCAGUUGAGUUAGGACAAUAUGAAAUUCAAUAUCAACCUCGUACCUCGGUCAAAGGACAAGCGUUGGCGGAUUUCAUCCGGGAAACCACUAGGAUACCUAUGGAGAAAGAGUGGAGAGUCUACGUGGAUGGGUCAUCUACAGCGACAGGAGCAGGGGCAGGAAUCAUAAUCAUCGACCCCACGGGAAUCGAGGUGGAAUUUGCUGUUAAAUUACCACGAGUCUCCAAUAACGAAGCGGAGUAUGAAGCCUUUAUCCGGGGUAUGGAAAUCGCCCAAGAACUCGGUGCACGGGUGGUACGAAUAAACUCCGACUCUCAAUUGGUUAUACAUCAGUUAGAAGGGGAUUACGAAGUGAAGAACGAUAGAAUGAAAGGAUAUGUAAACAAAGCCCGAGCAAUACAAGAAACUUUAGAAGCUUGCACCGUACAUCAGAUUCCGAGAAACGACAACCAGCGAGCCGACUUCCUCGCUAAAAUUGGGUCGUCGGUCGUCGACUGCGUUGAAAGGAAGAUCUCCAUUCUCAUUGCUCCUACGCCGACACCCGGAAUCAUGAUGAUCGAUGAGGAAUCCGAUUGGCGAACACCUUUGUUCGCAUAUUUCAGAGGGGAACGAACCGGUACAACUAGAGAGCAACAUCGCUUAGCAUACAAAGCCAGACACUUCUACGUGCGACAUGGGAUAUUAUAUAAAAGAAACUUCACCACGGUGGAUGCGAGAUGCUUAGGAAAACAAGAGGUGAAACAUGUUCUGGACGAAGUACACCGAGGAGGUUGUGGAGAACAUGGAGGAGCUCGGGCCCUCAUACAGAAAUUACAUCGGGCUGGAUACUAUUGGCCCGGCAUGAAGAGAGACACCCAUCAAUAUGUGCAACGUUGCAUACAAUGUCAGAAAUUUGCCCCACUUAUCCAUAAACCGGGAGAAGAAAUGACCAUCAUGAGCGCCCCCUGCCCUUUUGCCCAAUGGGGAAUUGAUCUAGUAGGACCUUUUCCUCAAACCGCUGGCAGAAAGAAAUUCUUCAUCGUCGCGGUGGAUUAUUUCACCAAGUGGGUUGAAGCUGAGGCCUUGUCAAAAAUAACAGAGGACGAGGUCAUGCAUUUCAUUUGGAAAUAUAUUUGUUGUCGGUUUGGCCUACCCCGAAGUCUCGUCUCGGAUAAUGGCACUCAAUUCAAUGGCAAAAAGAUUCGCGCAUGGUGUGAAGAGAUGAAAAUCACACAGAAGUUUGUGGCAGUAGCACACCCUCAAGCCAAUGGCCAGGUCGAAUCUACAAAUCGAACCAUUGUCAACGGCUUAAAAAAGAGGAUAGACGAACUAGGAGGCAGCUGGGUGGAUGAGUUACCUUCGGUCCUUUGGUCCUACCGAACCUCGGCCAAAGCAGCUACCGGUGAAACACCAUUUCGGUUAACCUAUGGAACUGAAGCCGUUAUUCCAGUAGAAGUGGCAAUGGAUACACUCCGCAUAGCCACGUUCGAUGAAGAAGCAAAUGACGGUGCAUUGAGAACCCGGCUGGACGAGAUUUUUGACUUGCGAGAAGCAGCCUAUUUACACAUGGAACGAAGCAAGAAUUUAAUCAAGGCCCGAUAUGACCAAGGGGUCCGAUCUCGCUCAUUCCAGAUCGGUGAUCUCAUUCUACGACGAGCUGAUGCCCUAAAACACACAGGAAAACUGGAAGCUAAUUGGGAAGGACCAUACGUGGUCACAAAGUGCUUGGCUGGUGGAGGGUACGAGCUGGCAGAUGUAGAAGGAAAACCAUUGCCACGGGCAUGGAAUGUCAUCCAUUUGAAACGCUUCCUCGCGUAA